Gossypium arboreum is the source of this 1757-nucleotide messenger RNA. RefSeq names its product labd-13Z-ene-9,15,16-triol synthase, chloroplastic-like. Bases 101 to 1690 code for a protein of 529 amino acids. The transcript is spliced from 2 exons. Lineage: Eukaryota; Viridiplantae; Streptophyta; Magnoliopsida; Malvales; Malvaceae. Gene Ontology annotation, molecular function: monooxygenase activity; heme binding; oxidoreductase activity, acting on paired donors, with incorporation or reduction of molecular oxygen. The record is from RefSeq and is a predicted model, not a curated record.
UAUAUCGAGUAUACCUCCUAUUAUUAUUUGGCGUGUAUAGGGAGCCUAAGUCCUCCGUUUCCUCUUGCCUUUUUUUCUAUUCGAACAAGAGUACCCACCAAUGUCCAACUUCUACGUUAAGGUCAGCAAUAGCUGGUUGCCCGGCCGCGACGGACUUGCUGCGUUCACUAUUACCGAAGUGGCAGCCACUCUCGCUGUGGCGACGCUAGUAAUUAUCUAUUUCUCACGGUUGGUUAAGAAAUUCAUCAUCAAAACCAAGCCUCCGCCGCUGCCGCCAGGCCCGCCAGGCUUGCCAAUACUCGGCCACCUCCUUUUCAUCAAACCCGAUUUCCUCCAGUAUGUAACCAAACAAUCCAAAAUCCAUGGCCCUAUCAUCAAGCUUCAGUUGGGAAGAAAAGUUUACGUCAUCAUAAGCUCACCAUCAAUCGCCAAACAAAUCCUCAAAGACCACGACGCCAUCUUCGCCAACCGCGAUGUUCCGGCGGCGGCCGUGACCGGAACCUACGGCGGACUCGAUAUCCUGUGGAGACCCAAUGGCCCAGGAUUACACAAGCUGCGUAAGCUCGUCGUGCGAGAAAUAAUGAGCAAAGAAGGCCUCGAUUCCUGCUACGAGUUUCGACGACGAGAGAUCCGGCAUACGGUGAAGAAUAUCCUUGGGAAAAUUGGGUUACCCAUCAACCUCAGCGAACAAAUAUUUUUAACAAUGCUGAGCGUUACAAUCAGCAUGCUAUGGGGUGGUUCGUUGAACGGAGAAGAAGCGAAGCUUGGGCUUGAAUUUAAGGAUCGAGUAGAGGAAUUUGUGGGGUUGUUCGGAGAACCCAACGUUUCUGAUAUUUUCCCGGUGCUGAAGCCAUUGGAUUUGCAAGGAAUUGAAUCCAAAACCAAGAAGCAUAUGUCGUGGUUUUAUGGGUUUUUUGAAUCGGUGAUAGAGCAGCGAACGAAGCUCGGAGAGGGACCAAAAAUGGCGGGCAGCAAGGAUUUUUUGCAGCAAUUGUUGGAACUAAACCAAAGAGGAGAUGCCAAAACUUCAAUAUCCAUCAAGGAAAUAAAGGCUUUGCUGCUGGAUAUGAUAAUUGGCAGUACAGACACAACAUCUACAACAAUGGAAUGGGCGAUGACGGAAUUACUACGGCACCCAAAUAAACUACAAAGAGUCACCGAGGAAUUGGAUGCAAUAAUUGGGGACCAAACCAGCGUUGAAGAGUCCCAUCUUCCUCGCUUGCUCUACUUAGAAGCAGUGGUGAAAGAAACGUUUCGAAUUCACCCACCGGCUCCCUUGUUAUUUCCGCACAUGUCAAGCGAGACCACAGUCGUAGCUGGUUACACCAUCCCUAAAAAUUCCAAUAUUUUCUUCAAUGUGUGGGCAAUACAAAGGGACGCUGAGUUCUGGAAAGACCCUCUUCGAUUCGAGCCAGAGAGGUUCUUGAAAGACACUGAGAAAAGGAAUUAUACAGGAAAUAGUUUCCAUUUUUUCCCGUUUGGAUCUGGGAGAAGGAUUUGUGUUGGGAUUCCAUUGGCAGAGAAAAUUAUGAUGCAGAUUUUGGCGACAUUGUUGCAUUGUUUCGAAUGGGAAUUGCCAAAUGGGAGAAAACCUGAUGUAAAAGAGAAGCUACAAUUGGUGUUGUCGAAGGCGGAGCCGCUUCUUGUUGUGCCCGUUGCGCGUUUAUCUAAUUUUAUGCAAUACGAAUAAAUAUGUGAUUAAAAUAUGUUUCAAAAGAAAAAAUAUUAAAUCAACAUUUAAUUUUUAAAUCUAACAA